CUUUCUGCUCUGUGGUCCUUGCCACUCCUCUGGGAAGGAUGUUCAGCUUGUAUAGUGCAGACACGCCAUAACCCACAUCUUUGAGUGCUGUUGGGGGCAGGUAAGGAGCAGCUUGGACAAUCUAUCAGGAGCUACUGGACAACAUGCAGAUUGGCUCACUGCUAGAGAGACGCUUCUAACAGACCGGCCAUGGAUAAAAUAUGCCCACUGCCAUUAAUCAGCACACACUGGGUCAUUUAUUUGAGAGGAAGGGGAACAAAUGGAUUACAGAGGAAUAUCCUGGCUGAAAACAUACUGGAAAAGUUCAAGGAAGAACUUGAGACACUCCACACCAAGGAGCAAAAGCAGCUCGCUCAAAUGUGCAAAAAGCAUGGAGAAAUCAUGAAUCUGAUGUGUCUAAGUGAUGAAGAACCAAUAUGUGGAACGUGCAAGCUCUUUGGGGACCACAGGUCUCACCAGGUGGCCAAGAUUUCUGAUGCCUAUGCAGAGAGGAAGGUGAGCUUUGCUGAGGAUAUUCAGCUGGUGCUGCAGAAAUCCAAGCGUGCAGCGCAGGCCAUGCAGGGCACAGAGAGACGCAUCAGGGAGCUCUCCAGCAGUGCGGCUGACACCAGGGCCAUGAUGGAUGCCAUCGAAGAGAGUCUGCUAAGCAGCAUCAGAGGCCGUGUGGCCACCUUAAAGCAGCACCUGGAGAGCGAGCUGUCCACCAAGCUGAAGCAGUUGCAGCUGGUGGCGCAGGAACUCCAAGCCCCCCGACAGCUCUACCAGCAGAUGAAGGCUCUAUUGCAGCACCACACCAGCUCUGUGCAGUUUCUCCAUGAGCACAAAAAGCUCAAGGAAGAGAUGGAGAGACUCAUGGGGGGCAGCAAGUCCCCCCAGGUUCCUGCCAAGGACAAUAUUUCCACCAGGAGUUAUUUUCAAAAGCUCAUUAAGGGAAUAGACAUUACUGCCUUUAUGCCUCCUGAGACUGACCAAAUGUUGGUCCCCACGGCCAGGCUCCGAGAGGCCUGGCAGGCGAGCUGGACACAAGGUCCACUGUCCCAAGAAGCAGUUGAGAUUUUGUGCAAGGCAGUGUCAGGCUGGGUGCCAAAAUCAAAUGAAGAGGCAAAACUUCCAGGGAACCCAUUUUAUUCCCCCUCUAGCAGAUCCGGGGCACAAGGAAAAGAGGCUGACUCUAGGGAAUCUACUGUAUAAUGCAGUAUUUUUGGCCUUUUGAAAUGUCAACAACUUUUACCAUUUUAGCUGCAACCUGAAAGUUGCUAGACUUCACUUCUUAAGAAAAAAAAAAGAUUCU
This is a messenger RNA of Talpa occidentalis (Iberian mole), 1291 nucleotides long. Its product is annotated as tripartite motif-containing protein 54. The record is from RefSeq and is a predicted model, not a curated record. Gene Ontology annotation, molecular function: zinc ion binding. The coding region runs from base 190 to 1191 and encodes 333 amino acids. NCBI's taxonomy places the organism in Eukaryota, Metazoa, Chordata, Mammalia, Eulipotyphla, Talpidae. The transcript is spliced from 4 exons.